GUCUAACGUUGACGUCAUCGUUUGUGCUGCUGGAUUGCUCGAAGCUUCCUUUCUAGCUCGUAGAAAGGAUCAAUCGGUCAACUCGACGAAAGUACAUUUUUGGUCAAAACUGACCUGAAGCAGGAAAGCUAGUAAAACGUCAAAUAAUGUCUUCCAACAGCGGUAUCCGAAUCCCAAGUCGACUGCCUCUGCUGUUGACCCACGAAGGAGUGUUAUUACCGGGCUCUACGAUGCGGAUCAGUGUUGACACAGCGAGGAACAUGCAGCUGGUGAAGACCAGACUGCUGAAAGGCACUUCGCUGAAAAGCACCAUCAUCGGGGUGAUCCCCAACACCCGAGAUCCUGAGCUUGAUACUGAGGAUCUUCCCUCUUUGCAUAGUAUUGGCACUGCAGGACUGGCAGUGCAGGUGGUGGGCAGUAACUGGCCCAAGCCCCACUACACACUGCUCAUCACUGGGCUGUGUCGCUUCCGUGUGUCCCAGCUGCUGAAGGAGGUGCCCUUUCCUCUGGCUGAGGUGGAACAGCUGGAUAAGCUAGAGCAGUACACCAGCCCUAGAAAUACAUCUGAGGCAGCUACGCCAGAGGGAGAGCUGGGGGAGCUGUCCCAAAGGUUCUACCAGGCCGCUGUGCAGCUGGUGGGCAUGUUGGACAUGUCUGUCCCUGUGGUGGCAAAACUCAGAAGACUCCUGGACAGUCUCCCUAAAGAGACUCUGCCUGAUGUCCUGGCUUCUAUGAUCCACACGUCCAACAAAGAGAAGCUUCAGGUUCUGGAUGCAGUGAGCCUGGAGGAGCGCUUUAAGAAGACUCUCCCUCUGCUUACCAGACAGAUUGAGGGUUUAAAAUUGCUGCAGAAGACCAGAAAGUCCAGACCUGACGAUGACAAAAGGGUGCGUGCUGUAGGUAAAGUCGGGAAGUUUCCCGGACGUCCGUUUUCUUUGGACGAAGACGGCGAUGACGAUGAGGAUGGUGACGACAACACUGUCUUGGAGAGGAAGGUUAAAGGCGCCAACAUGCCAGAGGCUGCCUUGCGGGUGUGUCUCAAAGAGCUCAAAAGAUUGAAGAAGAUGCCCCAGUCUAUGCCGGAGUACGCUCUGACCCGGAAUUACUUGGAUCUUAUGGUGGAACUGCCCUGGAGCAAAAGUACCACAGACUGUCUUGAUAUCCACUCUGCACGGGUGCUGUUGGACAACGACCACUAUGCCAUGGAGAAGCUGAAGAGGAGAGUACUGGAGUACCUGGCUGUGAGGCAGCUGAAGAGCACCCUCAAAGGGCCCAUCCUCUGCUUCGUAGGACCACCCGGUGUGGGCAAGACCAGUGUGGGCCGCUCCAUCGCCCGUACCCUGGGCAGGGAGUUCCACCGCAUCGCCCUGGGAGGGGUGUGUGACCAGUCUGACAUCCGAGGGCACAGGAGGACCUACGUGGGCAGCAUGCCCGGCCGCAUCAUCAACGGGCUGAAGGCGGUCGGCGUCAACAACCCGGUGUUUCUGCUGGACGAGGUGGACAAGCUGGGAAAGAGUCUACAGGGAGACCCGGCCGCUGCCCUGUUGGAGGUCCUGGACCCAGAACAGAACCACAGCUUCACAGACCACUACCUGAACGUGGCCUUUGACCUCUCGCAAGUCCUGUUCAUCGCUACGGCCAACACCACGGCCACCAUCCCUCCGGCCCUGCUGGACAGAAUGGAGGUCCUCCAAGUGCAAGGGUACACUCAGGAGGAGAAGGUGGAGAUAGCCCAUCGUCACCUGAUUCCACAUCAGCUAGAACAGCAUGGCCUUACCCCACAUCAGCUUCAGAUACCUCAGGACACCACACUGGACAUAAUUAGCAAGUACACACGUGAGGCCGGUGUUCGCUCCCUGGAGAGGAAGAUCGGGGCGAUCUGUCGAGCGGUGGCCGUGAAGGUCGCCGAAGGUCACAAGGUCACCAAGUCAGAGGCCGCGCCCCCUGAGAGUGGCCCACAGGGAGCUGAGCAGGGAGGCGUGCACGCUUCAGAGGGUGAGCAAAGGAGAAGGGGAGAAGAGGCCCAGCGGGUGUCUUCAGACAUGGCUUCGCCUCCAGAGAUGCCCAUUGUCAUCGACCACAUUGCCCUGAAGGACAUCCUGGGGCCACAUAUCUUUGAGAUGGAGGUGUCAGAGCGUCUGACGCUCCCAGGCGUGGCCAUCGGCCUGGCCUGGACCCCUUUGGGGGGGGAGAUCAUGUUUGUGGAGGCCAGCCGCAUGGAGGGUGAGGGCCAGCUGACCCUGACUGGACAACUAGGCGACGUCAUGAAGGAGUCUGCCCACUUGGCCAUCAGUUGGCUGCGCAGCAAUGCCAAGACCUACCAGCUGACCAACCUGGUUGGCGGUUUAGAUCCUCUGGAAGGGACAGACAUCCAUUUGCACUUCCCAGCAGGCGCAGUCACAAAGGACGGGCCGUCUGCUGGCGUCACCAUGGUAACGGUUCUGGCCUCCCUGUUUAGUGGGCGCCUGGUUCGGUCCGAUGUGGCCAUGACUGGAGAGAUCACCCUGAGAGGCCUGGUGCUGCCGGUGGGUGGGAUUAAAGACAAGGUCCUGGCAGCUCAUAGGGCCGGACUGAAGCGUGUUAUUAUCCCAAAGCGCAACGAGAAAGACCUGGAGGAGAUCCCAGCUAAUGUCCGGCUGGAGCUGGACUUUGUAGGGGCCAGCAACCUGGACGAGGUCCUCAACGCAGCUUUUGACGGGGGCUUUCCUGGAAUCUCCAAUCCUGUCACUCUGCCACAAAUCACCAGCAAACUAUGAGGUCCCUAUCACAAUACUACUAAGAGACAGUAUAGCAUGCUAAAACCACUGUGGAAGGACAGGUACUCAGGAAUUCUGCCGGACAGAGCUCUUAGCAUUUUCUGCCAUACAAAUGAAUGUAUGUGGUAGAAUCACACUGACCAUGUUGUCUUUGAGGUGGAUGCAUCAAUAGGCAAGUUGUCACAACUUUUAUUUUGUGACUUAUUUUAUUUACUACUUCUAAUAACAUUUCCCUAACUUCGAGUUAAUGACUGAGAUUUAAUAACUGAAAUUCAGAGAUUUUACAACUUGUAGCACCUGUUGCCUUUCUUUGAUGCGGAAGAUCUGGAUCUGAAAUGUUAGUUGUAUGACCCAACAGAGCUGAUAUUUGUGCAGUUCAGACCCCGUGUUUAGGCCAUCAGUCGCUUCUUCUGACUGCAGCCCACUGGGCUGUUCUGGCACCUGUCUGAACGAUCCACAUAACCAGAACCAUUGGUAGUACUAGCCAGUGAUAAUGUUGUUGUAAAGGAACCAUAAAGUAGCUGUGUGGUUCUGGCUAAACACAAUUUACUUGCAUGUAACAUGAUGACAGAGUUAAAAAGCUAUCAGCAACCCAAAUCAAUAUUGCUGGUAUCUCGCUUCACUAGUGUGAGUAAAUACAGGAUAGUCAUGAAUGCACAAUAGUGUCAUGUAAAAAAGAUGGCGUAGUUUUGCAAUGUUCACAUGCCUAUCCGAAACUGGAGACCUCAGUUAAAAUAAACUAUUAUUUCUGUAAGCUU
Messenger RNA from Esox lucius (northern pike), 3514 nucleotides. RefSeq names its product lon peptidase 2, peroxisomal (gene lonp2). NCBI's taxonomy places the organism in Eukaryota, Metazoa, Chordata, Actinopteri, Esociformes, Esocidae. Gene Ontology annotation, biological process: protein catabolic process; protein processing; protein targeting to peroxisome. Gene Ontology annotation, molecular function: ATP binding; serine-type endopeptidase activity; ATP hydrolysis activity. The coding region runs from base 147 to 2756 and encodes 869 amino acids. The record is from RefSeq and is a predicted model, not a curated record. Gene Ontology annotation, cellular component: peroxisomal matrix. The transcript is spliced from 15 exons.